AUGGAUAUGAUCAUAAGCCCGAUACUAGGAUGGAUUCCUACAUAUAUAAUCGAUCCUAUCAGAUCUAGGUUUCGGGUCUUACGAAAUCUUAGGGAGAACAUUGGAGAAUUAGAAAAGACAGCAGCGAAGCUGGAUGCGAGGAAAAAGGACGAACGAGCAAAACUAGAAGAAGCAAAGAAGCAAGAAGGGGUCGAAGCAUCAGCACAGGCAAAACUCUUGUUCACUCAAGUCGAUGAAGAUGUAUCCGGCGCCAGCAACCUAAAAACUGAGUACGAGCAAAGAAGAGGAUCAUUUUCAAACUGCUUCAGUUGUUGCUCAGGCUAUCAGCUGAGCAAAAGAGCGUUGAAGCAGAAGCAAGAUGUUGAAAAGUUGUACGAAGAGGAACCAAAUUCUGGUUGGACUGCCUCUUCUACUUCGCAGAAAGGGAAGGAGCUGGACACCGUUUGUAUCGAGGGCCAAAUAACAAGACAGAAAUUGAAGGAUGAAAUCAUCGAUGCAGUACAGGACGAUAGGUAUGUUGUUGUUGGGUUGCACGCCACACCAAAUUUCGUAGAAAUACGAAAACAAAUUGCCAAAGGUUUUGGCUCCAAAUGCGAAGAUGACAAAUACUUGAAAGAAGAAUUGUAUCGCCUUUCAAGAACAAGGAGGUAUAUGUUGAUUUUAGAUGACAUGUGGGAUCCUGUAGAUCUUGGUGACAUCUGCAUUGCUGCACCAAAGAAGGAAAACGGCUGCAAAAUAUUAAUUGCAUCUCGAUCAUUAUCAGUGGUUACAAGGUUUGCGAUUCGUUUUGAAGCAAAACGAUCUCUUCAAUCAAUUCCAGUGGACAAAUUGCAAUCAGAUGAAGCUUGGAAUCUUUUUGUCGAAAAAGUCGGUGAGGAAAUUACUUCUAGACCUGAAAUAAAGCCCCUAGCUAAGAAGGUUCUUAGAAAGUGUGAUGGAUUGCCGCUGGUCAUUAUUGUUAUUGGUGCCACGAUGUCAACACGGGAAACAAAUGGAGAAUGGGAAGAUGGAUUACGUGAAUUGGAGCAAGAUUCAAAUCUUGAAGGCAUAGAAGAAGAGGAUUGGAACAUUCAAAAUGACUCAUUAUAUGAAUGUGCCAUUGGCGAGGAAAUUUUGUGUGAUGAAAUGCCUAAGCUCGGAGAUGUGAGAAACAAAGUUGAUGUUUUGGUUAAAAAGCUCAAAAAUUCAUCAAUGCUCGAAGACAGUGAUAGAUCCAGUCGAGUGCACGAUGUGAUGCGUGCAUUUGGUAUGUGGAUCACAUCUCUAACUACCACAUCGGAUAAGUUCCAGUGCUCCCAUAAGUACAUUGUAAAGGCCAGGGCUAGAAUAACUGAGGCACCCGAUGCCUCAAAAUGGGACAAACCAACUAAGAUUUCAUUGAUGUGGAAUGAGAUGGAAUCUUUACCUCAUUUGCCACACUUAGGUCCACAACUACACACAUUGCUCCUUUCACGCACUCGUAUUAAGGACAUUCCCCAAGAGCACUUCCUGGAGCAGAUGCAUACUCGAUUUGAGCGUGGGACUUUAAAGCUCAAGAGGUUAGCAGGUCGGGUAUUAUCUGGAUUGCAUAAGCUAGAGGAGUUGUAUGGUGGUGGUGGAGGCGGCUCGAUCCUCCACCAGGAUUCAACAUUGUACAUAGAGGACGGUAGUGUAAUGGAAGCAGUGUCCCAAUUAUUGACUUCUCCUCGUCUAACUUGUAUUGAUACGAAGAAUUGUCCGGUCGAAAUAGAAAACGUGAAGAAUGUUUCCGGCCAUUGGUUGAAGCCAUUAUUGGUUAAAUUCAUGACUAAAAGUUUACACCUACGGAAAUGUGGUAUCAAUUCAUCAGCUUUGCCGGACCUUCUUCUUCUUCUUCUACAAGAAUUUCCAAGUUUCGUUAAGUUCACAUCAUGUGAGGGUUUGACACGUGUUCCAACCCGUGGCAUUGAAUCCCUAUCCGUACGUGGUUGUCCAGAUCUCAAAACUUUACUGAUGGUAGAGGAGGAUGAGGAAAGGGAUAAUAAUAAUAAUAUUACUACUGCCUUUGAAAGCUUAAGAAAGUUGGAAGUUUAUGGAUUAGAUGGAUUGGAGAGAAUAUGUAGUAGUGGGGUUCCACAGCAGGCAGCAGCUGGAUGCUUUACAAAACUGGAAAUCGUAGAAAUAAUGGGAUGCCCCAAUCUGAAGGUGCUUUUCACUAAUAUUGGUGUAACACGGCUGCUAAAACGGUUGUGGAGGUUACAUGUGUAUCGAUGUGCUCAAUUGGUGAACCUUGUUCAAGUAUCUGAAGAAGAAGAAGAAGAAGAAGAUUUGGAAUCCAUCCUCAUCAAUAAUGCAUUUCCACGUUUGGAAUAUAUCGAGCUAUGUGAGCUACCGGAAUUGAGAGGCAUAUGCAGCAGUCAAAAUGUAGUGGAUUUGAUGAAGUGGCCAUCUCUCUCAUCUACAAAAAGAACAGGAUCAAUACAUGUUUAUGAUUGUCCUAAGUUGAGAAAGCCCCCGUUUGGAGCCCUACGUCCAGAUAUAUUAUUACAUGGUGAAAUCGACAGCCUGAUGACAAAAGUCUAUCUUGACUACAAAAAGAGAAAGUUUGUGAUCCCAAUUGAGCCUCUUUUUCAUGUACAAGAUGCAGUUGAACUUCAAUGA
Messenger RNA from Telopea speciosissima, 2619 nucleotides. Its product is annotated as putative disease resistance protein At4g10780. Bases 1 to 2619 code for a protein of 872 amino acids. Lineage: Eukaryota; Viridiplantae; Streptophyta; Magnoliopsida; Proteales; Proteaceae. The transcript is spliced from 5 exons. The record is from RefSeq and is a predicted model, not a curated record. Gene Ontology annotation, molecular function: ADP binding.